Molecule: messenger RNA, 272 nt
Organism: Symbiodinium sp. CCMP2456
Lineage: Eukaryota; Dinophyceae; Suessiales; Symbiodiniaceae
Source: the annotation of a GenBank genome assembly
GCCCGCCGCCAACGCGUGGACCCCCUCGAGGGCCACCGAGUCGAUCCCCUGGACGAGCUGGACAAGGCAGUGCUUCUGGAGCUGGCGGUACAGAAAGGGAUGGACCCUCUGGGCCAUCCACGCGCACUUUUGGAAAGCAAGGAUCUGAAGGGGAUCAUCUCUGCCCUCAACAAGGAGAACAAGGACUUGGUCGAGCAGAACAAGAUCCUGUACGGUCAAGCAUGUGUUGCUGACCAGUGGGGGCAGUGGUACGAGAAUGAACGAGCCGCUGG